CUUCGCAAUCCAGACCACUCCGUUAUCAUGGCCACAGACCUUCAAAAGUAUCAGAUGGACCACCCAUCUACGUCUCAAUACACUUACCAUCCCCUCCCCCCCGAUUCCAACGCAAUCCGCGUGCUCCGCUUACUCCCGAGUAAAGAUAAGGCUGCCCCUAUCGAAUGUGAGCUGGUGGAAUACCUCCUCCCCGAGUCAGAAUCUGGAAUUCAUCCAUAUGAAGCAUUGUCAUAUGUCUGGGGCGCUGGAAGCAAACCGCAAUCGAUCUUCAUCAACGGCCACACACUGCAGGUAACAGGGAAUCUCCAUGCCGCUCUUCUGCAUCUUCGAGACCAUGGUCUCGAGCGAAUACUCUGGGUUGAUGCAGUCUGUAUCAACCAGAGUGAUGAAAAAGAGAAAUCGCAUCAAGUUCCACUAAUGGGGGCAAUCUACGGUCAAGCCGGAAAUGUCAUUGUUUGGCUUGGAGAGGAGGAGAACCGGAGCAAUGAGGCAAUGGAGAGCAUACGGCUUGCCGCGCAGGAUGAAAGAGACUUGGUCAAUGUGAGUAUGAACCGGUUCCUACGAAAGGUUCAUGGAAAGGAUCCGGAAAUUCCAUCCGUGUGGAAUCAGGAAUCUAAUACGGGGGCAACAAUGAUGCUAUUGCAACGGACUUGGUUUCGGCGCAUUUGGGUACUCCAGGAAGUUGGUCUCGCGCGGUCUAUCUUGAUUGUCAGUGGUGCAGCCAAACUAAGCGGAUACGCUUUUGUUCUCGGCUUGCAGAGAAUGGAUCUUCCCUAUAAGAACCAUCCAGGACUAGAGGGCCUCGUCACAUCUGUCUUCGAUCUUAUCAAAGGCUCGAUCUUCCGCUCCGCGUCUCAAGCACACCCCGGGAACCUCUCCAUCGAUGAACUCAUCGACAGGUAUCAUACCCACGAGGCAACCUGGAACCAUGACAAGGUCUAUGCACUGCUUGGCCUGAGCUCCGAUCCUGAUACACCCGCGCUAAAGCCUAACUACGAGCUCUCAUGGGAUAGAGUCUUUCGGCAUCUUAUUGAAUACAUUAUCCCUGGCGCUGUCUCCGUGACUACAUGGUCUGACAAGGAGGUAGCAGUUCUCAAAACCAAAGGCUAUAUUCUGGCCAUGAUAGAUUCAGUUCAGAGUCACAACUCCAAGACCAAGGUCACUCUUGUCUCGAAAAAGUCUUCAAGGAAACCUACCGUAAAGGACGAAUGGAUAAUUCAACCUUCAGCAGAACCCAUUCAGGAAGGUGACAUUGUCUGUCUGCUGCAAGGAGCCUCGAAGCCGAGCAUCAUCAGGCCUUAUCGAGACUACUUUGCUGUUAUCAUGAUCGGCACCACUUUUGAAUAUGUUUCCACACACCUGCGGGUUAAGGAGUUUGAUCCUGCACAUCAUGCCAGGGGAACUUCUCUUCAUCAUCUCCUCCUCGUCUGGAACUGGGAAACACGCAGUGGUGAUACACAUGAAAAGGAGCUACAACUCGUCACUCCCCAGGACCCGUACGCGAGUGGGACAUCAACCCAAGACAUCAGCAGUUUUGCUCCAAUUUGGGAAGACAUUGUUGAGACCGCAGCCAGGGGCAGGGUAAAGAGAAUGGAGGUUCUCUUCGAAAUCCUGGGCGAUGACCUCCCCAUCACAAAAGCAGCAGUUGUGGCUGCAGCUGAAAACUAUGAAAUCGGCACAGCACUCCUCAAACUUCUUUUUAAACGAAAGGGGGAGAACUUACCAAUCACCCUCGAUGUUGUGAUAGCAGCAACACGAGUGGUUUCCAACGUCGAACGGAUGAAGCUCCUGCUGGAACAAAGGGGCGACGAAAUACCCAUCACCGAAGAGGUCCUCAAGAUAGGUAUAGGGACCUACUAUGGGUAUGAACUAAUGAAGCUCCUGGUGGCUGAAAGAGGCAAACACCUUCCGAUUACAGACGAGGUACUCAAAGUAGCUGCGCAAGAUUACCGGAGAGAAGGGAUAUUCAACCUCUUCUUGGAAACCAGGGGUAAGUCCCUAUCCAUAUUAGCGGAGCUGGAACUUCUCGAGGCUAUGGAUAGUGCAACUUCUACUGGAACGAGGUAAAACACUACCUAUAGGAGAAGUGGUGCUGCAAAAUAGGAGCACUAAACAUGAUUUUGUAUCGAAGACAAAGAAAGGAGUGUUUUGCAAAGAGUUUUCGCCGAGAUCUUCCGGUGAAGCGUCUCUCCGAGGGAUCUAAAAUGUUCGAAAAUCAUACCACAACUAUAUUCUUCUUCGAUAAAUCUCCUUUUCAAUGGAAAUUCCCUCACAGAGCACCAAUAUCUAUGGAUACCUUCCGUAUACGAUGCGAAGUUCCCAAAUCUUUUUCCGUCUUUUACAGGUUACACAUGGAUCAUUCCUACAAUCGAUAAAUCUGACGAAUCAUACAAGCGCAUCAUCAUCAACCCCUCAGGUAUUUCGCUAU
Messenger RNA from Aspergillus sclerotioniger CBS 115572, 2428 nucleotides. Its product is annotated as HET domain-containing protein. The coding region runs from base 28 to 2067 and encodes 679 amino acids. The transcript is spliced from 2 exons. The record is from RefSeq and is a predicted model, not a curated record. Lineage: Eukaryota; Fungi; Ascomycota; Eurotiomycetes; Eurotiales; Aspergillaceae.